Messenger RNA from Cottoperca gobio, 6106 nucleotides. Its product is annotated as solute carrier family 22 member 23-like. Gene Ontology annotation, molecular function: transmembrane transporter activity. Gene Ontology annotation, cellular component: membrane. The coding region runs from base 148 to 3027 and encodes 959 amino acids. NCBI's taxonomy places the organism in Eukaryota, Metazoa, Chordata, Actinopteri, Perciformes, Bovichtidae. The record is from RefSeq and is a predicted model, not a curated record. The transcript is spliced from 10 exons. Gene Ontology annotation, biological process: transmembrane transport.
GGUGCGUCUUAUUUCCAUUCCAGUGAUUGACUGCGCACGGCUUUCACCGGCGGAGCUGGGGGCAUUGACGCAUUGUGGAGUCGACACGGGGUAGCACUGCAACCCGGGCUUCGCUACACAACAGAGGCAUCUAUCGGCGGAACCGCGAUGGCCGUGGUGCAGCUCGACACGGAUGACCAUCAACCUGAGAACGGCUUCGUGUCCCCCGAAACCACGUCGUCGGGGCUGCUGACCCUCAUCGACGGCUCUGUUCUGCCAUUUCUUGGGGGAUUUGGGAAGUACCAGAAACAGCUGAUCGUGCUGACAUGGAUCCCAGCGUUAUUCAUUGGAUUCAGCCAAUACUCUGAUAAUUUCCUCCUUGCCCAGCCGAAAAACACAUGCAUCCAGCGUUUGGCAAACCUGACUAAUCAGACUGCAAGCCAUUCCUCGUUGUUAGACAGUCCAAAAAACAUCAGCGCGCGGCCAGCCUAUAUUUAUGCCAAUGGAAGUUACGGCACCCACAAUGACACCAACAUGCAUUGUAGGUGCAAUGAGUGGACAUUCGAGCUGCACACAGGACUUGUACAGAACGUGGUUACCAAGUGGAGUCUUGUGUGUGAUUCAGCAUGGAAAGUCCACAUCGCCAAGUUUUCUCUGUUGGUGGGAUCCAUCUUUGGAUACCUGACGUUUGGAGUCCUUGCUGACUGGUUUGGCCGCCACCCGGUGCUGAUCAUAUCGGUGCUGUUCAUGUUGGUGUUUGGUCUGACCGUGGCCUUCUCUGUCAACGUCCCCAUGUUCAGCACCCUGCGCUUCUUUGAGGGUUUCUGCCUAGCAGGGAUCACCCUUUCUCUCUACGUCCUCAGGAUUGAGCUGUGCCUACCAGCAUGGCGUUUCUCCAUGACCAUGGUGGCCAGUUUUAUAGUGUUGGGUGGUCAGCUGCUGAUGCCUGGAGUGGCAUAUCUGUGUCGUGACUGGCAAGUGCUCCAGGCUGUCAUCAUCUGCCCCCUGCUACUGAUGCUGUCCUACAUCUGGAUCUUCCCUGAGUCACUGCGUUGGCUGCUGGCCACUCAGCAGUACUGCCGCUCCAAGUGGAUCAUGGGACACAUAGCGAAGAAAAACCGGGUGAACAUGGAGCUCGACACGGAUAAUAUCCUCACAGAACUGCAGAGAGCUCUUCAAAAUAAACACAAGAAGACGUGCAUUGUGAAAAUGGUCGGGACAAGAAACCUGUGGAAGAAUAUCGUCGUGCUCUGCGUCAACUCUCUAACAGGCUAUGGGAUCCACCACUGCUUUGCUCGCAGCAUGAUGGACCCCGAAGCGCAGGAGACGACCAUGUUCCAUAACUUCUAUGCAGAUUAUUACACCAUGGCGGGCAUUGCGGUGGCAUCCUGCAUGGCGCUGUGCCCUGCGGUGGGCCUGAUGGGCCGGCGGGGUGGCCUUCUCAUGUUUAUGAUCAUCACUGCACUGGCAUCACUGCUGCAGCUCGGUCUGCUCAAUUUGCUGGGGAAGUACAGUGGCCAUCUGAAUAUAGAAAACUCAGGUACGCUGAAUAAAAACUUCUCCAUCGCCUUCUCCAUCAUUGGCAUGUUCUCCUCCCACGCAGUCAGCAACCUGAGCAUCUUCUUCUGUGCCGAGAUCACACCCACUGUGAUCAGGGGCGGUGGGCUGGGCCUGGUCCUAGCCAGCGCCGGCUUCGGCAUGCUGACUGCGCCUAUCAUGGAGCUCCACAAUCAGAAGGGCUAUUUUCUUCACCACAUAAUCUUUGCCUGCUGCACUCUCAUCUGCAUCAUCUGCAUUCUACUGCUGCCCGAGACGCGCUACCAGCCCCUCCCCGAGACCCUGGCUGAUGGCGAGCGCUACACCCGACAACCUCUCCUUCCCCCGCGGAAACCUGGAGAACAGCGUCUCUUGCUGGCUCAAUCUGAGAGCAGCAGGGACUACACCAGGGUGCACGACACGCCACUUCACGAAGCAGCCGCCACCGUGGUGUCCACGAUGGACUCCACCGCCUCAUCGGCUGUUGAUUUGACUGCUGUGUCGGUCGGAGAUAUAUCCGCUCCCACGUUCAUGGAGGUGCACCCUGGCAAGCCUGAGAUUAAAGACCCCAACGGUCACUCACUUCCAUCUUUAUCCAGAACCCCCAUCCCAGCCCUGGGUAAAGACGGCCUCAUACUUGCCAGUAAAGAGCACCCGCUGUCUUCCACUCCUAUACACAAAGCUCCAUGCGCCGAAGACCCACUUUUAGCCAAUAGCGAAGAACCUCUAGCAGUAGUCGUGGACUCUGUUGAGCCAUUGACGGAUUCGGCCAUUCACAAAAUUAAUCACAUUGGUCCUUCCCCUACAAAAGAGCCAGCCGCUAUCCCUUCCCCAUCAUUAGACCGAUCCCCUGCCCCCGUGUCUCAAACUGUGCCUGCCUCCUUAUUGAUCUGCACCACACCCAUCAUCGAACCCCCGCCUAGCUCCACGUUGGAAUCCCCUGACCCGGUGGGAAAUGAGAUCGACGUUAUCGCCCCGAAAAUCGACCCGCUUUUGCUAGAGGCCCCUCGUGCCGCUUUAGCAGACUCCCCUACUCCAUCUAUGCAUGACAGCCUCCCUCCAUCCCCUAGCCCCUCCCCUGUUCCCACACCAGAUUGCAACAUUUCCCCUGACCCUCCACCCUCCGUUAUUGCACACUCUGACAUUCCCAUCCAGUUAGAAAUAUUUGACCAAUCUACAUCUUCUCCUUCCACUAGAGACUCCCCCAUACCUCCUGUCAUAGAUACGGUCAACACCACUACACCGAUUCCUACCAUUCUCCCAGUCACAGACAUUGUGCUCACCUCCACUCCAGAAUCUACCACUCUGACUGUUCAGCUCGCGCAGGAUUCAGCCGCUUCCCUUGCUAUAGAUUCAGCACCAACUUCCAUCACGGAUUCAGGCUCUACAGAAGCAGCUCCCUCCUCUCUAAUGGACUGCACCGUCUCCUCCCCCAUAGACUCUGGCGUCCUUUCCAUCAGGGACAGUGCCAGCACAGAAAACAACACUGUCAAUGGCGUGGCGUCGUUAUGAUCCGGUGUUGCAGCCAGGAGAAGAAGCUUUACGGGUGCUCGAGGAAGCAGCCCACGCCACAUGAAUAACCCGAGAAAGGGGACACGAACUGUCCUACUCAGACUUCAGGCACUUACUGAAGAUUGUCCCCGCCUGGAGUUGAGUAGACAUGUCUUACAGAGAUGCUGUAUGUUUCUCAAUGUCCCCCUCCCCACCUUCCCCCCCCCCCUCCCGCCCACUCCCCACCCCUUCCUGCAUUUAGCCAAUAAAUGAGACCACGCAAGUGAGAGAGUGCCAGAGGCUGGUUUGUGACAAUGUGACAGUAUCUUCUGCUCUUUUUGAAUGUCACUGGAAAUCACUAGCCUUUAAACUACUUUGAUGUAAAUGAAUGGGAAAUCACUGUCUGUCAUUUUAAAGAGACUCACUACUAAAACCCACAAUCACUGAGAGUACUGGUGAGAAAUACAAAACUAACAAAGAAACAAAAAAAAAUGAAAUCACUGGUACUUUUGCUCAAAUGAAAUGUCCGUCUAACAUAUUUGUAUAAAAAGAAAUCGCCUUACCUGUAUGGACAAAAAAAAAAAUCUGAAUGUUACAACGUAUUUUUUGCCGUCAUAGAAGUAAACAAUCCAAAUUGGAGUGAUUUUUCUAAAUAAAACGCCAAAAAAACUACUCUGACCAAAAUUAAAUGUAGACAGUGCCAAAAAAUUAGUAUAAGUACAGUAUUUGCCUGUUUGGGGGAAUACUGUUUAGUACAGUCCCCUGCCAUAGACUGUAUGUGGAUUAAAGUGAAUCAGAUGAACCCUUUUUCCAAAGUUAAGAAAUACAAAAGAAGUCAAUUGUCUAUCAAAUUCAUUAAAGACUGAAAGCUAUAUCAUUUGAUAAAUUAGAAUUGAAAGAUAAGAUUGAGAUCGCUAAAUUGCUUUCAUCAACACGUGGUUCAUUUUAUGAACAGUGAUAUUAGAGGAAAGAAUGACCCAUAUUUUGUCGGUCUGAAGAAACUUUUAUUUUUCCAAUCGUUUCAGUUAAUGGAAUUUAUGGUAUGCAAAUGCUUUUAUCUGUAAAUGUGAUAUUGUAAGUAAAUGCAUAAUUAGUUGUUGAGCUUGAUUCAGUCAGUUUUCUUUUUUUACAAAUUCAAACUAUUAUUUAGAAUAAUAUCCCAUGGCGUGCCCUUAUUGUACAAAGCUAUACUACAUUUUUACAGUAUUUGUGGUACGUCAGUGUGGUACCACCUUAUUCUUUGCAGUUGGGACAAAGCAUGAAAAUACUUGUGAAUGUGUCAGCAAAACAAACCUUAAAAGCAAACGUUAAAAAGACACAAAAAGCUAUUUUUGAAAUGAAACCAAUGGAUGACAAAAUGUUCAAUGUGAUUGCCAACUGUCACAGCAUCGCUAACCCUUCAGUGUGUUUUCCAAAUCAUGUUCGGGAAUUAACAUAGUUCAUGUGUGUCAAUGUGUUCAUACAUUCACAUGCACAAUAAAGUUUACCUUUUAAAAUAAAUGCAAUACAUCAUAUUUGUCAAAAAUACAUUUUUUUAAAUCUAGGUCAAAUCCUUGUUUAAAGGUAGAUUCACCUAUUCUUAAUCUUAAAUUGGAAAACUCUUUUGUCCAUCUGUGGACAGCUUUACACUUGACUUGUGUGAAGCUUGACAGUUGUUGUUACACACUUAAUGUUGGAGGUUGUAAUAUUUGUCAGAGAAAGAUGUAGGAUGACGGAUAGACCAAUGUUUACAACAACAAUAACAAUAAUAAUAAUAAUUACACUUUACUGUAAAACUUAAGAGCCAACUGAAUGAUGUCUUGUCAUUUAAAACUUUCUCACGGUACAUCAUUACACAUUUAUCCAGGGAGUAUUGGUGCUCUAUUAAGGUGUCAAUCAGGAGUCAAAGACCACAACGGACGUGUGUUAUUCACACCGUCUUGUGAUUUAUGAAGAACCUUACAGAUACUUUACUCACCAGAAUCUUCUUUUGCUUUCAUCUAAGUCAAAUGUGCACUGACAAAGGCGCUACGUACCUUUUGGUAUCUGAAUGAUUGAGCAAACCUGCUUUUUUGUUGUUUUUCUCCCCCUCAAAUGCAGCUUAAAUCAAAGUAUGAAAGCUCUUUUUUUUUUUUUUUUAUAUAUUAAUCCAUUUGAUCUUUUAAUGGAUCAUCAAGUCAACAACCUUCCAUUUAGUGAUUCAUGUCAAACAUUUAACGUCUAACAUGCCAUGCUGCUAAGCCUCAAAGCACAAUGCCCUGCAAUCAUGUGAUGUCAAAUUUGGUGGAGUUUGGCAUCUUGACAGGUACAAACAAAAAGGGAAAAUGCAGUUGGAUUUUGAAUACAGGAAUGAAUAGUAACACAAUAACUUUUGCAAUAGACUCACAUGUAAUCUACUUUGCGGAAGAGGAUGUUGACACUGGAUUUAAGAAGGAAUUCUGACUGCAGAGGUCAGAAGCUUCACGUUACUCUGAGUCCUUGUUGUCUGUGAGUGUUGGUCUCUCUUGUCUUAGUGUGCGUAUUGCAGAUAUAGUGUAUUGUAUUGCCAAAACUCCAUUCAACACCAGUGUAAAGACGGCGACACGGCACAAACACAGCUGGUGUAUUCUCUUAAGAUCAGUUAGUUCCAUUUUCACAAGUCCCAUGCAGCGAUUGCUACACAGUGCUGAUGGGGGGGGGGGGGUAAUAUAUGUGGUGUAAAAAUCAGUAAAAGCAAUUCAAAACAUUGUUAGCACCAGCGAUAGGGUGGACGAGGAUACGGUGAUCGAUGGUAAAGUAAAAAAAAAAAAAAAGAAUGGGUUAAGCCUUUGUAAAUAGUAAAUGUGUGGAAACGCCCAGUGUCAUUAAGAUGAAGUAUGAUAACAUGGACUGCUAGAUUUGAACUUAGAUGAAACUCUCAGAGACUUGUAGUCCCCAGUGUACACAUUUCAGGUUUUGCUUCUCUUAACUGUGCGACUCAGAAUCACCUGUUGGGAGAUUUGAAUGAAUGUAAAAACCAUGGAUUGUACCAUUUAUAAUUUCUGAUUGUUUGGUUUCAUUUUGUUUUUUGUUUUAACAGACAUAAUGCACUUGUAUAUAAGCCAUACCUGUUGUUAAAAUAAACCACUAUUUAUUGAUCAAC